Molecule: messenger RNA, 502 nt
Organism: Centropristis striata (black sea bass)
Lineage: Eukaryota; Metazoa; Chordata; Actinopteri; Perciformes; Serranidae
Gene: lbhl
Product: LBH regulator of WNT signaling pathway, like
Exons: 4
Coding region: 29-502 (157 amino acids)
Biological process (GO): positive regulation of DNA-templated transcription
Cellular component (GO): nucleus
Source: RefSeq, a predicted model, not a curated record
UUCAGGAUCUCUUAGCGCGAUAUGACUGAUGGAGGAGAUGAGCGGAGACCCAAACUGUGAGGACCUGCAGAGGAAGGACCACCGGCUGCCGUUCCAGAUCUUCCCGGAGCCCGUGGAGGUGGUCCUGGGCCCAGAGACCCUCCUCCCCCUGGAGCAGGAGCAGGAGAAGGAGCGCCUCCCCUCCAUCGUGGUGGAGCCCACCGAGCUCAGCGAGGUGGAGAGUGGAGAGCUGCGCUGGCCUCCAGACAAUAUGGAGGAGGAGGAGGAGGAGGAAGAGGAGGACCUGUUCCUGGAGCAGUGCAUCCCCCCGGCCAACAUCGCAGACUGGGGAGACGAAGAGGAGGAGCAGGAGGAGGAGCAGGAGGAGGAGGAGGAGGAGGAGACGUCAGUCAUCCUGAACCAGCAGCAGCAGCAAGGCCUCACACUCAUCGAUCUUCAGUCGGACGCGUUCAGAGACGACACUCCCACCCUCCCCCCCAGCAGCGCUCCGGCCCUCAACUGA